Molecule: messenger RNA, 849 nt
Organism: Sporothrix brasiliensis 5110
Lineage: Eukaryota; Fungi; Ascomycota; Sordariomycetes; Ophiostomatales; Ophiostomataceae
Product: 3-beta-hydroxysteroid dehydrogenase
Exons: 2
Coding region: 1-849 (282 amino acids)
Source: RefSeq, a predicted model, not a curated record
AUGGCCGAAACACGAGUUGCAAUCAUCACCGGCGGUGCCAGCGGCAUCGGCCUGGCCACGGCAACGGCCCUCGGCGCGCGCAAGGCCGGCUGGGAGAUCCACAUCCUCGACUACAACCCGGCGGCUGUCAAGGCCGUCGACGGCGUCGUCGGCGGCGUUUUCCACCAGGUCGAUGUGACGGACUACAAGGCUCUGGGCAUUGUUUUCCGCGACAUCUUUCGACUGCACAUGCGUAUCGACUUUGUCUAUGCCAAUGCCGGCGUGGGCGAGCGCGCCGACGCGUUCUACGACCGCUCCGAGGCGUCUAACCGCGACGAGCCGCCGCCGCUGCCCAAAGGCACGCAGACGAUCAUCGACGUCUGCCUGACGGCGGCCACGACGACGGCCUACCUCGCGCAGCACUAUUUCCGGCUGUCGCCCGAGUCGACGCGGGGCGAGCGCGUCCUCACGUUCACGGCCAGCUGCGGCGCGCUGUACCCGUCCUUUAGCAGCCCCGUCUACACGGCCACAAAGCACGGCGUGCUGGGCCUCAUGCGCUGCCUCGACCGCGUCAUGUGGCGGCGCGACGCCGUCCGCGUCAACGCCGUGCUGCCCGGCACCGUCAAGACGAACCUGCUGACGGCCGAGCUGUGGCAGCAGUUCCCGGAGGAGUACUUUACGCCCGUCGCGCAGAUCGCCAAGGCCGUCCUCGUCUUCCUCGACAACAAGGACCCGGCGCGGCCCGACCUCGACGUGAUCAAGGGCCAGGCCAUAGAGUGCUCGGGCCAGAACAUGCACUACCGCGACCCGUAUCCGUUCUGCGACCCAGGCAUGGAGCGCGUCAUGGCGGCGACAGACACGGGGAAGUAG